AUGAGCACAAUCACCGGGGCAUACGGCACCAGCCAGAUGCCCCUCGCCGGGGCCAUUCUGUGCUUUACCUCCGUCGCCCCAGAGCAGCGUACAGAACUCUCAGUCAUUGGUGCGCAGAUGGGCGCGCAAGUCAAACUCGACCUCACCUCAGAUGUCACCCAUCUUGUAGUCGGCAACACCAAUAGCGCCAAGUAUCGCUAUGUCGCAAAGGCACGCGAAGACGUCAAGGUCCUUUUUCCGGAAUGGAUACAUGCAGUGCAGAAGGUCUGGAUGACAGGUGAAGACGUAAACGUAUUGGAAGUUGAGGAGCAGUGGAGGUUGCCACCCUUCUACGGCCUCAGGAUAUGCCUGACUGGCUUUGACAAUCCCGAACAACGCAAAUACAUACAGGAAACGGUCACAAAAAAUGGCGCCGAGUACCACGGCGAUCUAACAAAGGCCGUCACGCAUCUUGUCGCAGCCCACCCGUCGGGAAGCAAGUAUGAGCACGCCGUCAACUGGCGCAUGAAGAUUGUCACAUGGGAAUGGUUCGAGCAGAGCUGCGAACGUGGCAUGGCCCUAGAUGAGGCCUAUUAUCAUCCUACAAUGGCGGUAGACGAGCGGGGCGUUGGGGCGUGGGACCGACGUAGGAGUACCUCACCCAUGCUUGGGAAGCGCAUGCGAGCAGCUGAGCAAGUCGAACCGAUCCUCAAUCCUUCACGACGAAAGCUGCGACGUGCUGCAAGUACCCGCCUCAGUGGUCAGACCGAAGCCUUAUGGGCUGGGAUCACCUCCGGAGGCUUGGAGAAGAAACCUGACGACGGAGACGACUGGACCGAAGACAGUAUCGCUCAGCCAGACCGGCAGCCCGAAAUCGAACACCGUACCACGCCAGUAGUUGAGUCACGCGAUGGCAUGCAGCCAAGGAAAGACCCUGCAUCGCGCCCUCGCGGCCCUUUCUCAGACGACCAUGAUGGGAUAUUCUCAGGCCGAGUAGUCUUUUUACGCGGCUUUGAUAAAAAUAAAACCAACAUCCUACGAGAGCAUCUAGACAGUAAUGGAGCUGUAGUGGUCUGUGAUGCAGCGGAAUUAGAGAAGUUCGCUGCGGAUGACCUCGGCGAAGGUUUCGUGUUAGUUCCUCACGAUGUUCAACCUGACCUCACAUCACUUCCGGAUGCUGCCGGAGCCAUGUCGAUGGUGACUAAUUGGUGGGUCGAGCGCUGCCUCCACGGGAAAUGCCUAGUGGACCCCACAGACUUCGUUCUGUGGUUAGCAGGUCUUACAAUUAAUUCAACCGGCUUCACGGGAAUCGAGUUAUUGCAUGUCACGAAGGCAGUGGCAAUGUUCGGGGGAACAUACGACGAGAUCUUGUCGCCAAAAGUAUCGGUCUUGGUCUGCCGCAAUGACAAGCCAAACCGUGAUAAGUUGAAAUAUGCUGCCGACAAACAUAUACCUGUAGUGCAUGCGGAUUGGCUAUGGUCUUGCAUAACAAGCUUUGAGGCUCAGCCCUUUGAUGCGUAUCUACUCAAGGCUGUUCCAUCACAGUCACCGCAGCUGAGACGGAAGCCGAAUGAUUCUUCAAACAAGGUUGUGCCCACUGCGCCUCUUUCGAAAGAGGAUAGCAUCAAGCUCCAACAGAAAAAGGCCCAAAAGGGUCGGCUGGGUUUCGAUACUCGGAGCAAUUCACGACGUCCGGGGGCACUGGAGCUAUCAGCGUCUGGACCUCCAACUCCGUCUACUGAGGGCUCGUCCACGAAUCCAAACACAACUAACAGUCAAUCUAAACCAUCUAGCUUAGCAUUUGAACAGGCUGCGCAAUUUUCGGAGAGCUAUGACGGCACAGCCUCGCUCCCUCUACAGGAUGUAGACGUAAACUCUCCACGCAAGCGCUCUACUUCAUCCACCGAUUCAGCAACGUUCUCCAAACCAGCAGACCCAUCCGGGAAGCCGGCGCCGGCACAGCGGAACACUAAGCUCGUCAGACAGCCGUCCCCAGACUCCGUCAUCCCGCCUGAUACCGAACGUCCAGCCGAAGCCGAGGCACCGAUCGCACCGCCCCCAGAGAAAGACUAUUCCGACAUCAUGUCAAAAUUACUUGCGAAUCGGAAAAUGUCUGUUCCCCUGGAGAAAGAAGAAGAGAAAGGCCGACGGAGACGGCGUCCACUGGGCCGUGCGCAGUCUGGACGCUCAAACACUUCAACUGCUGAUGACCCGCUCUCCCGACCAUCUUCGGCCAGGGUCGUUGAAGAAGAAGAGAUGGGUGAGGAAGACGGUCAUGUGCUGGAAGCUUUCAAGCCGCCGGAGCCGAGUCAGAUGCUUGGGUGGGACUCGCCUGGAGCGCAGAGGGCGAGGGAGAAGAUGAUUCGGGCGAUUGGGGGGAAUCUCGCGACCGAAUCGCCUGCUAUUCAAGAGACAAGGGCUGUUAAGGACGCGGUGACUGAUACAUCACUAAGCAUGGGCAGAGCGAGCAGGAAGAGAAGAUAA
Paraphaeosphaeria sporulosa is the source of this 2463-nucleotide messenger RNA. RefSeq lists its product as uncharacterized. Gene Ontology annotation, biological process: mitotic G2 DNA damage checkpoint signaling; mitotic DNA replication checkpoint signaling; DNA replication initiation. NCBI's taxonomy places the organism in Eukaryota, Fungi, Ascomycota, Dothideomycetes, Pleosporales, Didymosphaeriaceae. The record is from RefSeq and is a predicted model, not a curated record. Bases 1 to 2463 code for a protein of 820 amino acids. The transcript has 7 exons.